AAUCAAAUACAGAUCAAGCGUGCUGCAUUUAUCAUUCCAAUCAAAAUGCUCAACUUAACAUCGAAGCACAACUUGACCUGGCUGUCGAUGUCAUUGCUGCUGCUGCUGCUAGUAGUCAUCGGAUGCUCUUCGACAACAUCUACGAAUGACGAAUCAGCCAAGCGUAGAGAUUUACGCCAUCGUCCCUCCUCCUCAUCGCCGUCCUCGAGUGGCACCAAUAGCAACAGCAACGGCUAUGCCUAUCACUUUUCCUCGGUCCACGGAGAUCACGGGGGAAGCAGUGGAUCUUCGUCUGCCAUGGCCUUUUCGUUUCAGCAUCGGCUGCAGCACUUCACAGAUGCCGCCGUCAACGACAUCGAGGAAGACGACCAAACACACCGCCAAGUGGUGAAUAAUCAGCAACAACAACAACAACAGCAGAAGUCUCCUCUGUAUCACACCGUAAUCGCUCCUUCUACUUCUACGACGACAAGAGUGCAGCAUCAAGGAGUCGCAGUCCCUCAACCUGCUUCCGGCAUAGCAUUGGCCGUGGUAGCUGUCAAUUCCAAGCCUCGUUUCCCAACACGGGCACGUUCCUGGGCGAUAACGGCCGCGGACAGACGCCGUACGACGGUCGAUGCCACCAGUCUGAGACGAUAUUCAAACGGUAGCGGUGCCCAUUAUUGACAUCUGCUGCUGUGAUGGACAAGAUACACACCCAGAUA
Molecule: messenger RNA, 704 nt
Organism: Uranotaenia lowii
Lineage: Eukaryota; Metazoa; Arthropoda; Insecta; Diptera; Culicidae
Exons: 2
Coding region: 46-666 (206 amino acids)
Source: RefSeq, a predicted model, not a curated record